Molecule: messenger RNA, 1278 nt
Organism: Scutellospora calospora
Lineage: Eukaryota; Fungi; Glomeromycota; Glomeromycetes; Diversisporales; Gigasporaceae
Source: the annotation of a GenBank genome assembly
AUGGUUGUAAAAAGGCGUUCCGAUUUGGGUGCAACAACUCCUCGCAAGUUAAAACAUAAGAAAACUAGCCAAAUUGUUACUCCUUCUUCGGUGAGAGUAAAGUCAGUUCCUGCCUUUACUCCACUUGAUCUUCGUAUUACACCAACUGGUAAGCCUGAAACAUGCUAUGAUAAAGCCAGAGCGAUGUUGCAACUUGAUGAGGUUCCUGAUUACUUGCCCUGUCGUGAGAGGGAACACAAACAAAUUUACGACAAGGUAAAAUCUGCAAUCGAAGAGUUUUCAGGACAUCGAAUUUUUAUAUCCGGUCAGCCUGGCACGGGAAAAACGGCGACCGUACGUCAGGUCGUAAAAAAUUUACAAAGAAAAGUCGAUCAAAAGGAAUUACAUCCUUUCGAGUUUGUCGAAAUUAAUGGAAUGGAAAUGAAACCUCCGGAGAAAGCUUACUCUGCUUUAUGGGAAGCUUUAACGGGAGACAACAUAGCUGUUAAAGCUGCUGAAGAUUUAUUGAGCAAAACUUUUAAUGAACUGUCACAACGAAAUCCAAUUGUGUUAAUGAUAGAUGAAUUUGAUGUCAUGGUUACUAAAACGAAUAGAGUGAUUUACAACUUUUUGGAGUGGACAACUUUGCAAGAUUCGUAUCUUAUCGUUAUUGCCUUAACUAAUAGGAUCGAUUUGCCAGUUACAAUGUUGUCAGCUAGAAGUGAAAGUCGGAUAGGUCUGGAUAGGUUAACUUUUGCGCCAUAUACUCACACCGAAUUAUUUACUAUUGUGAAAUCACGACUUGACGGAAUUGAAUUAUUUGAAAGUAAUGCUAUCGAAUUUGCUGCAAGGAAAGUUAGUUCUAUCUCACAAGAUGCAAGGAAUGCUUUAUGCAUUUGCAGGCGUGCUAUAGGUAUUCUCGAAUCUUUAGCAAAGACGAAUGAUGAAGUAAAUAAUAAAGUUACCAUCGACAUAGUUAAAGAAGCCAUAAAAAAGACGAAUACCCCCUGGUCGAAAUACAUCAGAAAAUGUUCUUUUCGGGCAAAAAUGUUUUUAUGUACUUUAUUGUUAUUGAGAAGGGAUGGAAAGCCUGAGAUCGAAUUUAAAGAUAUAAUUGGUAAAUAUACCAAAAUAUGUAGGAAAAAAGGUAUCCAAACACCAACUUGUACUGAACUAUCGAACAUCGUAUACGAUCUCGCGUCAUCUUCAAUUGUGUCGAUGGACCCGAGUAAAGAUAUUUAUGCACAAAUCAAAUUUAAUGGUAAUGAAGAGGAUGUGAAUAUGGUAUUAAGUGAUGAU